This is a messenger RNA of Mytilus trossulus (common blue mussel), 1395 nucleotides long. RefSeq names its product nudC domain-containing protein 3-like. Lineage: Eukaryota; Metazoa; Mollusca; Bivalvia; Mytilida; Mytilidae. The transcript has 8 exons. The record is from RefSeq and is a predicted model, not a curated record. Gene Ontology annotation, cellular component: cytoplasm. The coding region runs from base 79 to 1215 and encodes 378 amino acids. Gene Ontology annotation, biological process: protein folding.
CUUGCGAUACACUGGUUUCUUUCCCCGUAAGUCUGCUGUCCAUUAGGAAAAAUAAUUAUAAAAAUAAGACAUAUUACGAUGGACGAUAAAAACCAACAAUAUGACAAUCUUUUGAUUGGAAUUCUUCAGAAUGAAGGCAAUAUUUCUGGAUUUCUAGACGCAGUAUUUGGUUUUUUGUUUAGAAGAACUGACUACUACAGAAUAAUGAAAUCAAAGACAGACAAGUUAGGAUUUCCACCGGGAACAGCUUCAAAUUUAAUGGUUUCUGCAUUUAAGAAGUAUGAGAAGAUUACCACUGGGGAUGAACAGAAGAAAAGUAAAGGACACAGGAUAGAGAGGGAUAAAGAAAAAGCUUCAACAGUCACUCAACAAACUAAAAAUGUUUCAGAUGCUACCCCUGAACACACAGAAGUUUCUAAUGAGAAUAAAACCACUCACCGUCCAAAUCAAGACACAGAAAAAACUGUAAAUAAAUCAGGGGAGCAACCCAACACAGAAGUCAAACUUGAUUCAAAACUACAACAAGAUAUUAAAGAGGAUUCUGUUCCUCAAAAAUCAAAUAGUGCAAAAAUAGAAGAAGAUGCCAAUCCUGAACUUGCAAGACAACAAGCCAUAUACCAAGCCAGUUCUGAAAGUUACAAUGGUGCAAUCCGUGAUAAUUAUUCCUGGUCUCAGAGCAUUACAGAUCUUGAUAUAUGCCUAAAGAUUCCAAAUUAUAUCAAAAAGGGUAAAGACAUCAAAGUUUGUAUUGAAAAGAAGCAUAUUAAAGUAUCCCAUAAGGAUGAAUCGGGACAGAUGGUAGAGUUAAUGAAUGGAGAAUUGUGCUGGGAAAUAAAUAAAGAGGAAUCAAUAUGGAAUCUCGUUCCUACAGAACAUAUUUUGAUUAAUUUGGAUAAAAAGCAAGAAAGAUGGUGGGAGGCUAUUUUAACAACAGAACCAAAAAUUAAUGUACAGAAGAUUGAUGCUAGCAGACCAAUGACAGAUUUAGAUGAUGAAUCACAAACUAAGAUAGAGGAAAUGAUGUUCAAUGAGAGACAGAAGAAAUUAGGAUUACCACAGUCACAUGAAAAGAAAGUCCAUGAUGUUUUAGCACAAGCUUGGAAUGCAGAGGGUUCUCCGUUUAAAGGACAGCCGUUUGAUCCAUCAAAGUUAAAUGUAGGUCAAGGAGGAAUGAUAACAAUAAAUGAUAGUGAGGCUAAUAAAAAUAGUUCUUGAGGAAUGAUAACAAUAAUUUGCAAGGAGGCUAAUAAAAAUAGAUCUUAAAACAAUGUUCACAGAUGAGUUUGUUGACUUAUUAGUGAAUUUUAAGAAAGUCUGAUUAUUCUCAUUAGCUUCAUCGAGUUAUCAUAUUUGAACUAUUAUCUUGAAAUAUUAUGUGGAAAACAGCGCAAAUCU